CGUCAGCGCCAGUAGGCAGUAGCGGUGGAUGCUGCGUACCCUUAUAAGAUGUCUAUGGUUGUCGAUAUAGGCCGGAACUAAUGUCAAAUGAUCAAGGUUGCGACAAGCCAGUGUUACAGUGACACGCAGACGUCAUUGGCCUAAUAAUAUCGUCAACCCGUGUUUGAUGAGGUGCAAUGGCAGCAGAAGAAACAGGCGUUGAGCUCACAAGGAAGUUUGUCUCAGAAGCAGAACUUGAUGAGAGGAGGAAAAAAAGACAAGAAGAGUGGGAAAAAGUGAGGAAGCCAGAUGACCCAGAGAAAGCCCCGGAGGAAGCGUAUGACUCACGUUCCCUUUUUGAACGUUUGGCUGAGCAGAGAGACAAGAAACAAGAGGAAUUUGAGGAACAAUUCAAAUUCAAGAACAUGGUGAGGGGAUUGGACGAUGAUGAGACCAGCUUCCUGGACGAGGUUUCCCGGCAACAGAGUCUGGUGGAGAAGCAACGCAGGGAUGAAGAGAAACAAGAACUGUUGGAAUACAGAAGUGCUGUAGCAAAGCAAGUGCCCCCCGACAGCCGUCCAGAGCCAGAGAAGAAGGCAGCACCAAAACAUUCAGUAUUGGAGCAAAAGACCAGCCACUUGUCUCAGGCCCAUUUACUGGUUGGGGCAGUCAAAAGACGCAGUUCAUCCCAGUCAUCAGAGAGCAGUAAGAAACAAAAGGUGGAAAACACAGCAACCGGAAAUGGAGACAGACACACAGAGCAGGAGGGAGGAGGAGGAGAAGGAAGGUCAGGGGGAGCUGAAAGUCCAGCAAGAGUCCCAGGCCUGGUGCCCAAGAACCCUUCACCGCCUCUCAACUCCAGUCCAGGUGUGCUUCACCUGCCCUCAGCAGCAGUUUGCAUCGGCAUCUUACCGGGACUCUGCAAUUACUCCGGCAGCAGCGACUCUGACACCAGCUCGGACAGCGAAGGUAGCGUGGACGCAGUCAUGUCACCGUAUGUGAAGCACAGGAAAGCCUACAGAUAGUUUGUCGUACACACACACACACACACACACACACACCCAUGCGCGCGCGCAGUACGCCUGACCAACAAAGUGUGUAUAGUAAUACAACGACAUCUGUAUCCACAAGAAUUGAAUAGAGGUUAAAUAAAUACAAUUUAAAAGAUUAGUGCUGUCAAAUAUUUCAUUUAAAAAAAUCUGAUUAAAUCGCACUUUUGAAUGUGGAAUAAUUGUGAUUAAUCACAGGUUUAUUCUUGCAGAAUUUAAAUUAACCUAAAAUCACCAUAUUUAAUACAAAUGCAAUUUUAAUGUCAAUGUCAACCAGGAACAUUGUUAGAUGUUUUACUUGAAUGCAUGUUAUUUAUUAACUCCUUAUAGGUAACCAUAAAGGAGCAUGUGCAGUCCAAUUAAAUAGCAUGAUUAAUCUGCAUACACACGAUUAAUGCGGUCAUUUUUUGUAAUUAAUAAUAUAACUUGUUAUUUUUGACAGUUCUAAUAAAUAUAUAAUAGAAAUAAAGUCAAUAUGUAGGUUAAUGCAACACAUUAACCUGCUAAAAAAAACGACACAAAUUGGAAAUGCAAUAUUUGGACAUACAGUAUGUGUGUAGUUUUUAGUGUCAUUAUGGUUAUGAGUCCAGUAACUCCAAAACUCGUAUUUCAACUAAAUUUGAUGUUGGUUUAUGGUGUCUUGCGGCAAUUGAAGCAAAAAUAACGUACACGAGUUGCUGUUGAUUAAGUCUUAAGUGUGUUCAACACAUUUUGUAAUAAUCCUAGUACAGGGGUGUCAAACUCAUUUUAGCUGAGGGGCUGCAUGGAGGAAAACCUGUGCACACGAAGGGCCGGACUAUUAAAAUCAUGGCAUUACAACUAAAAAAUAAAGACAACUUCAGAAUGUUUUCUUUGUCUUACUUUGGCCUAAAAUAGAACAAACACAUUGUGAAAAUAUUACAAUAAAAAUAUAGAAAAAAAUACCGGCAGUGAUAAAGUUUAGAUCCAUGAAGGAAAGUGAAUGAAUGUUUACAACUUAAUACAUUUACAUUUCCUUAAAAAUGUGUUUUCUUUUGUACUAUUUUAUUUAAUGAAUUAAGUAACGUUUAUGACAACCUUUUUCCAAAACACAAUAUAGAAUGUGAGAUAUAACAGGAUAAUGCAUACAUUUAUCAUUUCUUUUCAAAACGCUUACAAAAAAGUGGUCCCCCAAAAAUGUACUGUGGGACCCCAUUUUUAUGACUUGAUGGGAGUCCCUGGGACCCCAUUUUUAAAAUUCCUAGCACCAACACUGAUGGAGUAUUGGUGCAUUCAAAACAGCAGCAGGCGGCUGUGGCCUGUGGGCCGGUUCUAAUACUAAUCAAAUAGAUCAUUUAUUUGCGGGCCUUGACUUUGAUACCCCUGUCCUAGUAAAUGCUUGUGAGAACGUGUUACAAGUUUUAUUUUGGAAGCUGUGAGUAAAGUGUUGCAAAUGAAACUGUCAUGGCAGAACGUUGGUGAAACUAACCCUAAUAAAUAGCAACAUUUCAAGUCGCUGUUGGUGCUUUUCCUGUGUGGCACCGCAACAUAACGCUUCCUUCCCUCGAUCACGUCUCAUACAGUUUAAACCCAGCAAGCAAUCCCGCACUGCCUUCCCUGACGACAUCCCGCUCUUCCCCCCCCCACACGCAGCCCACUCCCAACAACAAGCUGUGCUUUUGGCUGUGGGAGCAUUGAUUGGCAGCCGUGGAAGAAGGAAAAACGCUGCGUAGAACGUGUCACGUGGUUGCUUUGCAGCAAGGGUGCAUCUCACACUUUUCUUUGGGUGUCAUGCAAAGUUUGUGUUGUGUUGGAGACUCAUGUGAAGGAUGUUGGAGUCGCAGCAUUCUGGGGAAAUGCUCAACUCUUUGCUGCUUCCUCAGGCUCACACGCUCCGUGUUGGUCUGAGGAGAAAUAAAGAACCUUCUCUUUU
Messenger RNA from Entelurus aequoreus (snake pipefish), 2919 nucleotides. It is a transcript of the gene psme3ip1, whose product is annotated as proteasome activator subunit 3 interacting protein 1. NCBI's taxonomy places the organism in Eukaryota, Metazoa, Chordata, Actinopteri, Syngnathiformes, Syngnathidae. The transcript has 7 exons. The coding region runs from base 177 to 1004 and encodes 275 amino acids. The record is from RefSeq and is a predicted model, not a curated record. Gene Ontology annotation, cellular component: nucleus.